UCUCACUUCCUGUUAGCUUGCGGAAGAUAGCGGACGAGCGGUCGAAGGAAUAACUGAUGUAUUUAUGAAAAACAUCGUCGCAUAAUUGUACAGGAACGUGCUUUACUGGAGCCUGUCAGGUCCAUAUUUAGGAGAAAAUGAUCCGCUUCAUCCUCAUCCAGAACCGAGCAGGGAAGACACGACUGGCCAAAUGGUACAUGCAGUUUGAUGAUGAUGAGAAGCAGAAGUUGAUCGAGGAGGUCCAUGCUGUGGUAACUGUCAGGGAUGCCAAGCACACCAACUUUGUGGAGUUUAGGAACUUCAAGAUCAUUUACCGGCGUUAUGCUGGUCUAUACUUCUGUAUUUGUGUGGACGUGACUGAUAACAACUUGGCAUACCUCGAGGGGAUCCACAACUUCGUAGAGGUGCUGAAUGAGUAUUUCCACAACGUGUGUGAAUUGGACCUCGUGUUCAACUUCUACAAGGUGUACACGGUGGUGGACGAGAUGUUCCUGGCGGGAGAGAUCAGGGAGACCAGUCAGACCAAGGUCCUCAAGCAGCUCCUCAUGCUCCAGUCGCUCGAGUAGAAAACAGACAACCGCCCUUCCUACCUGCCCAUCAACCUGCUGCCCUAGUACCCAACCUCGCCUACUCCUUGUUCCGGUCAUUCUGGAAAUCAUUUUCCUGCCUCUACGGAGCAGCCUUCACUCUUCACAGAACUUCAGGAGGAGUCGUUUUUAGAAAAAUAGAAAAUACACAAUAAUGUGUACAUAUGGAUAUAUGAAAGGGAGCUUCAGUUAACCUGUUUGUCACAGCAGUCUAUAUGUUGCAUUAUUCUGUAUUUCUUAUACUUCUGAAUUCCCCCAGUAUUAAAAAGGCUGUACAUUUCAAAGUGUUAACAUUUCAUCAUGUUAACAUUUCAUACACCGCCUAAGUUACAAUCAACUUUAUAUUCUGUUCACUUUUUCCCCCAAAAGCCAGAGGCCGCACAAAUUUAUUUCAUAAAGUAACCAGUUAGUCUUUGCAUUUAUGUCAGUGCUGUGUGGAAACACUAAUGCAGAUUCACCAGUGUGACACUUUUCUCUGCUGCCCACCUCCUGCCCCCCCUUCAUUAGCCUCAACUUACAUUUAAUGGCACUACUGUUACUAACGAGCACCAUGUAUGAAGAGUGACUGCCUGCAACAGCCUUUUCUAUAAACCCAUGUAAAGGAAGAACUCGCCAGUGAUGCGUUAUUAGACGCCUUUUGCUCAUUUUGUAUCUGGAUCACAAUACAAGUAAACUAUAACUAGAAAGCCCUUCAGAGCAAUUGACCCAUCACGGCAAGUUCAUAAUUGAAUGGAGUGUACUUAGGAUGAGUGCCAUUUUUACUGGUGUGUUAUGGCAACCUGUGGUCACAUCCUCACGGCUGAUGAUAAUACAAAGUGUAGGUUAUGUAGGCUCAGAUGGCUGCGCUCUGGAUGUUGUAAUUGUUUUCAUUGCAUUUCAAAUGAUCUAAAUGAUUUGAUGCAACACGUAACAUUAAAUGGUGCUUGUUAGUCACAAAAACCUGGACGUAGAAAGUAUGUUUCACCCAAAGCAGUACUGUGGGGUUUGCAUCGUUCGGUGUGUACAUACAGUGUAUCUUGCGUAUGUUGAAUAUUGUGAAAUUAACACAUGCAUUCCAGAAAGAGUGGUUCUCGCUUACUCGAUGGUCUGAGGAGCAUUAACUUGAGUUAGAUCCAUAAACUCCUUUGCCAUUGCGUAAAAUAAAUUGGCUUUUAAAUUCCUCCUACAAACCUCAUGAAUUUUGACAAAUAAAUCCACUUUUAUUCAUUUACUCUUGCUGGACUUUAAUGUUUAUACAAUUACUUGACAUACUCUAAUUUUACCAUAUCCAGUCAUAAAGGUGGUUUUAAAUGUUACUGUUUUGUAUUUUUUUUUUUUAUAUAAAUGAUUAGGCAAUUGUGAAAUAUGUACUGCUUCCCCUUUUUGUCCACCUGUGAGUUUGUUGAUGGAAGAUGUGUGUUUGUAUGUAUUACUGUCCCCAAUUUAACUACCCACAUCAAUACGUCCCAUUAUAUGUAAAUAAACUAAUAAACAGAUAAAGUGAUACGUGCA
This is a messenger RNA of Anoplopoma fimbria (sablefish), 2078 nucleotides long. RefSeq names its product adaptor related protein complex 2 subunit sigma 1 (gene ap2s1). The record is from RefSeq and is a predicted model, not a curated record. Gene Ontology annotation, cellular component: membrane coat; AP-2 adaptor complex; intracellular membrane-bounded organelle. Lineage: Eukaryota; Metazoa; Chordata; Actinopteri; Perciformes; Anoplopomatidae. Gene Ontology annotation, biological process: intracellular protein transport; clathrin-dependent endocytosis. Gene Ontology annotation, molecular function: clathrin-cargo adaptor activity. Bases 138 to 566 code for a protein of 142 amino acids. The transcript has 5 exons.